UGUCAAGAUAAGCUCAGGCGUGCACAGACUCUUCAUCCCUCAAAAUUGUACUGUGCGACGGUGAACGCGACGGGAAGGGCACAGGUAUUAUAACGACAGCCAGCGUCAUCGUCUCGCAUUUUACUAUAUCGAACAACGUCAUAACAUUACCUAGAACUGGAAUCAUAAACUCCACAUGGGCAGCGGUUCGUCAUGUGCCAAGUUGGACAUUGUCUCCGAGGAGGAGAUACACGCCGCCAUCAAGGCAAUCACGGAUUGGGAAGAAGCGCAGAAGGCCGAACAAAAAGCAUCGCAGGCCCUACGCACUGUCCGUAAAGACAGCUUCAAGAGAGCUGCUAACGAGCUUAACCACCAUGGAGGCAUUGUUGAUCGCAUUGGCGGUCCUGACCGGGUACAUGACAUCAUCCAGGUCUUUUACCGCAAGCUCUUUAGCAAUCCGGAGGUCCGACACUUCUUCGAGCACCUUUCCACCGAGCGCAUGCGCGCCAAGCAGAUGAAAUUCAUGCGCUACAUCAUGGGCGGCCCCGGCACCUACACUGGCAACCUGCGCUGCGUGCAUGCGCGCAUGGUGCUGGAGGGCGGCCUGGACCUGCCCACGUUCCAGGUGGUGGAGGGACUGCUGGUGGCCACCCUGCAGGAGCUGCAUGUGCCGCAGGACGUUAUCGACGACGUGAACAGGAACGUGGAGUCCGCCAAGACCGCCAUCUUCACACCCAACCCGGAUGAGCUGGUAAGCAACGAGGAGAUGGCGGUUGCGGCGUCCGAGAUGAAGCACCCGCUCAUCACAAGGCUGGGAGGCCCGCAGGCGGUGCAGGCCAUCAUCCAGGCCUUCUACAAGAAGCUCUUCCGCUGCGAGGAGCUCAAGUACUUCUUCGCCUCACUGUCCGCGGAGCGACUGCGCAACAUGCAGUUCAAGUUCAUGCGGUACCUGUUUUGCGGCCCGGCCUCCUACGCGGAGACGGGCGGCAACAUGCGGUGUGUCCACGCACGCAUGGUGAAGGAAGACGGUCUGGACAUCCGCAAGUUCAACAUGGUCGUACAGAUGCUGGUGGACGUGAUGAAUGACCAGAUGGUGUCACACAUCUACGCGAGGGAGGUCCUGGCCAACGUGCAGGCCGCCAAGAGCGCCAUCUUCACCCCCGGCCCCGAUGAGCUGGUGGGUCGCGAGGAGGUGCUGGCGGAGGUGGCUGCUGCGGGGCUGGCGGGCGGGCAGCUGCUGGGGCGGCUGGGCGGGCCGGAGCGGCUGUGGGAGCUGGUGAGCGGCUUCUACGCCAAGCUGUUCGGAGACGAGCAGCUCAAGUACUACUUUGCGCUGACGUCCGACAGGUUGCGUACGAAGCAGCUGCGCCUGAUGCGCUACCUGAUUGGCGGCCCCGCUGCCUACGCGGCCCUCGGCGGCAGCGGCGGCGGGCUGCGCUGCAAGCACCUGGCGCUCAUUCGCGACAAGGGGCUGGACGGCCCCAAGUUUGACCGCAUGGUCCGACUGCUGAAGGGGGUCAUGGAGGCCAUGAAGCUGCCCGAGGAUGCCGUGUCGGAGAUCCUGGCCAACGUGGAGGCGGCUCGCAGCGCCAUCUUCACGCCGGGCCCCGAGGAGCUCAUAUCGCGGGAGGAGCUGGUGACGGCAGCGGAGGCACUCAAGUCCGAGACGGUGUCCCGGCUGGGCGGCCCCCAGCGCGUCUACUCCGUCAUCUCCACCUUCUACUCCAAGCUCUUCAACGACGCCGAGCUAAAGUACUUUUUCGUGUCGCUAUCGGACAAGAAGCUGCGAACCAAGCAGUUCAAGCUCAUGUCGUACCUCUUUGGCGGUCCCGCCGCCUACGUCGCCACCACCCCCGGGGGCAACCUGCGCUGCUCGCAUGCCCGACUCAUCAAGGAGUACGGCAUGGAUGCCAGCAAGUUCGACCGGGUUGCGGGCAUGAUGCUGGAGACCCUCCGAGAGGAGAAUGCCCCAGAGGAUGUGAUUGCGGCGGUGCUGCUGAACGUGCAGUCCGCCAAGAGCGCCAUCUUCACCCCCGGCCCCGAUGAGCUGGUGGGUCGCGAGGAGGUGCUGGCGGAGGUGGCUGCUGCGGGGCUGGCGGGCGGGCCGCUGCUGGGGCGGCUGGGCGGGCCGGAGCGGCUGUGGGAGCUGGUGAGCGGCUUCUACGCCAAGCUGUUCGGAGACGAGCAGCUCAAGUACUACUUUGGAAGCCUCACGUCGGAGCGGCUGAAGAACAAGCAGCUCAAGUUCAUGCGCUGCUUGGUGGGCGGUACCAAGUCCUAUUCUGGCGACCUGCGUUGCGCCCAUGCGCCCAUGCUGCCAAAGCAAGACGGCGGCGACGGCAGCGGCAGCGGCGGUGGGAACAGCUCAGGAGGUGGGGGGCUGGACGCCGCAGCGUUCAACCGCCUGAUCGCGCACCUGACGUCCGCCGCCAAGGAAAUGGAUGUACGGCAAGAUGCCCUCGCGGAGAUGCUGCAAAAUGUGGAGGCUGCAAGGAAGGAGAUUCUUGGCGAUGGUCGUACCGGCGCCGGCGCCGCCAACGGUGGCGGCAACCGACCAGCUUCGGCGGUGCGUAGCGCCGCCGCCGCCGCCGUCGCCUCUCCCAACACCGGUGCCGCCGCCGGCGUUGCCGCAUUGAGUCUGUACGAGCGACUCGGCGGUGAGUGCGCCUUGGGCCUUCUGGUGGACUCCCUGCAUGAGCGGCUGCUGGCAGACCCACGGGUCGCGCACCUGUACAAGGGGGUGAACAUGUUCAAUCAGCGUCGCCAGCAGCUGGCUUUCAUGCGGACCGCCUUGAGCACCAGCGGCUCCGCUACCCCAGCUGCUGUUGCUGUGGGCGGCAUUGGCGGCGUGGGCUCCCGGCCGUCAAGUGCCUCCAGCACGCCGACCUCCCUGACGCUCGGCAUUGCGUACGCGCACUUGGCACGCGACAAGGCGUUGUCGGCCGAGGGCUUCGAGGCGGUUGCGAUGCAUUUGGUGGCCUGUCUGAAUCACCAGGGCGCGUCCCCCGACCUCGUGGCCGCCGUUCGGGCCAUGAUGCAGCCCGGCAAGAGCCUUUUGUUUCCACCGGUAGGCGCCGGCGGCGGCGGCGGCUGCCCCUUCGCCAGGUCCAUCUCCGCGGAAGAUGAACAGACGCUGGAUGCAAUCAUGGUUUCCGCCUACGCUCCCGCCGCUGCUGCCGGAUCCUCCGCCGCAGAGGCUGCUUCCUUCACUGCUACUAAAGCUACGGCCCGGCCCCAAGCGGCUGCUUCUACGGCCUCGUCUGUAGCUGUGGCUGAGGCUGUGGCGGUGGCAGCGGGUGCUGAUGGUGCAGCAGCAGUGACAGCCCCGGCCGUCGCUGCUGGCAUGCUGGCAGCGGACGGCACCGCUGCAGGAGGAGUUGGAGGGGCUGGUGCGUCGCCGACGCUCACUCUCAGCCGUGUUCCUCGCCCCCCAAGCAGUGCCAAUGGCACCGGCAAUGGCUAUGCAGGCAACAGCGGCCCACCCAGCCGUACUUCCUCUAGGCGUCGGAUCUAUAUCGGCGCCGGAGGCGGUGGAGGUGAUGUUGGCGGUAGCGGCGGCGGCGUCACAGGUGCUGCUGCCGCUGCUGCAGGCGCUGCCAGUCCUGGAGGCGCCACAACGCCACGUGGGGUUGGGAAUGGUGAUGAGGUCCCUCUCCGGCUGAAGCUGGCGCAGGAGCGGCUGCAGCUGCUCCAGCAGGAGUCUGCUGCUGUUUCUCCCCAGCAGGCCGAUGACAUGAACAACAACAACAACAACAGCAGCAGCAGCAGCCCCCGGACUGUUCUUGCGCCGUACAGUCCGCGGACGUCUGCGGGCCAGCUAUCGUCAUCUCCUCGCUCAAGCUCAACCACCACUCCCGCUGUUCCACGCCUCGUUCUGGCACCAUCGUCAUCUACACCAACCCCAGAUCAGGCUGCCUGCUUCUCCUCCUCCGCCUCUUCCGUGCCUGCUCCUUCAGUUUUCGCCUGUGCAACGCGCACCGCUGACUUUGCCGCCAGAAGCAGCAGCACCGGCAACCUCACAAGCCUCGCAGACAACAGCAAUGGCACCCUUGCCGCCGACGCCGCCGGCACCACCGCCAUCGUCGGCAACAGCCUCGCCUUCCAGCCCACUCCUCCAAAGCCCCGAAGCGUGACGCCUAGUCCACGACCCACGGGUCGCCUCAACAGCAGCAGCAGCAACCGCAUCAGCAACAGCAGCCUCCUCUUGUCCUCUAGCGAAUUGCGCCCCUCUGCCGCCAGCAUAACCCUGCCAACCAGCCGUCUGAGACCCUCCGCCUCGAGCUUCCUGGGCUCCAGUCCGCGACCCUCGGGCCCAAGUGUGUUGGGGGACGAGGACGAAGCGCUUGCGGAGGCUAUCAUGAUGAGUGAACCGCACAUAUUGCUGAGCCGAACGGAGGUGGAGGCGUAGGGGUGACGCAGGGCAGCAGGAGGCGCUGGUGGAGAGGGUGCGUGUUUACCAUGCCGGUCGAUCGCCUUGGUCCUCAUGGCCUUGCGGCACCAAGCCGCUUUUGUGUUGCAGUGUGUUUUGGAGCUCAACUGUAGUUUUGCGACCGAGCUCAGCCGUGUGCUGUUUUCCUGCCAUCUCUUGUGGCAUCCUCUUAGUAGGGGGAAGAGAAUGAAUGGAAUCUAUAUGUAAGUCUGCAUGGAUGUGAAGCUGGUAAGGAAGCGCUGACGGGGUGUGUUUGUCGGCGGUCAUGUUUCUAGUCCUUGGCAUGGGCCUUGCAGGUGGGGGCACCACACCACGUGGCGUGGGCUGGUUACUCGUAAUGUGUGUUGUGGUUCGAGCUAUGCGCUAGGUAACCUGAAGACUCGACGUGUGCUGCUCAUCAGAUGGUGGCGACGCAGCAUGCAUGCAUGCAUAGCUUGCUAGCAAUCGUUGGAAAGGCGUCGACAAUUGUGUUCGCGUCGCUUAACGUUUCUGUUACUUUGACACUGUCUACCGCCCGGCGUGAGCUGUUUUGGUUGUCACAUGGUUAUGACAUCACCCCGUUGUGGACGCCGUUGCGUUUGGAGCAGAGGCGGUUUCCAACGGGCCUUGCCGUACCGUGUACAACAAUUAACUGGACCACACCGUACGACACGUAUUGUUUGCUGCUUGGUAAACGGUCAUCAUGAUUACGUUUCGGAUGUGGGUUGUUUGGCGCCGUUGGUAUGUGGACACCUUUGCCGCCUAAUAACUGCUGCUGCUUUUUCGCAGAGAAAGAACUCGCCAUAGGCUUUGUGUGAACUUCAGACGUAGCAAAGCGGCGCCACGACUCGUGUGGUUUGUGUCAUCCCCGGGCGUGGCAGCAGCGGUUUCUAGUCGUCAGCAUCCCUCGAGCACUUCCCUUACCGUGUCAUGGGCAUUCGUGGGUUUGUGCGCUAGGCUUGUGUCGCUGACUCGUCGAUUCCUAUUUCCUUUGGACCUUGUCCCUCGGCUUCUCGGCCCUCGUUGACUAUUUGUUUCCAGCCUUGGUGUGUCCCUAGGCUACUAUUAAUUGGAAGUUUCCUGCUUCCGCACAUGCGUGACUCACCUUCACCGCUCUCCCUUAUUCCACACAAGUACGCUUCAUAUUGCUUCCGGAAAGGCGUUCGUAGUGGUAUCGCUACCUCGUAUUGCACCUCGUACAGACACCCCGUUGGCAGGCUGUGAGCUUGUUUGACCACGUGUUUGCUGGCUGGGUUUGUUUUGUGUGUCCAGUUUGUUUUGCUUUAGAGAAUUGUUUACCACAUUAGGCCACUGUGUCCUGGGAUGGCGUUUUAGCCGCCUGCUGCUGCUCUGCCCUGCUGCCGGUGCGCCGCUAAUGCCGGGGGCGGUUUCUGUGAUACGAAGCUCGCAUGGGUGUCCGGCAUGUACGUCGUUGGACAGUUACCGGCAUGCUCGGGUGUUCUGCCAGCGGGCAGAUUGAUACCAGUAGGUAGGUCUCAAGGGCUUGCACUUUGCAAGUGCAGCCCACGGCAAUACUACCGUAACAAUGCAUUGCGAGGACAUGGCAGCCCCCAGCUCACCUUGCCGGCUAUGUUUGUGGUGGUUGGUUUGUGGUGGAUUGCUGCUGGCUCAGCUUGCAUGUAUGUGGUGUGUGACAAGUUACGAGCCCCUGCAUGGUGAUCUGGGUUGCAUGUAUUGAGGAUGCCCGGUGUACGACGUGCGCCAGGCAGGUGCCGAGCAUGUCCGAGGUGAUGGCUCCCAGGAAGGCCUGCUAUGCGUGUUGCUGCAGUACCGGUAACAAAGUCUAUGCGACCCGGGUGCAAAGCGGACUGCGUUGUGGCUGGGGUGCGUGUAGCUGUGUGCUUCUUACAUGUUUGCAUGUGCUCUUGACGGCUGUUUCCUACAGUAUGUGAAAUGUGAUUAUGAGUAGGUUCUGCGUGUUAUUGUCUUUUAACUCGUGUGGAGCUCUGGGCUGGAAAGUAAGAUAGCCCUCGGCAGUACGGGUGCUGGCAGUGUUGUAGGCUGCUGUACAGGGAGUGUUCCCACAUGCCGCAAAAGCAAUCCGCCAGCGCUCCGCGCGUGUAAUCCUUUUCUGGUCUGGACAGAUUCCAGUGGUCCCCGGGGAUCCCCGGGGGUCCGAGGGAACAUGGGUGUUAUGAUCAGGUGGACACCUCUGCUGCCGCGGCUAACAGAACGCAGGCCACGUGAAGGGCCCCAAGGACGGGUUGGGACGUCUACCUCCACUCCCAGGUGGAGUUCCGGCAAGCCCUGUGUGCUUAUAUGGAUUGUAAUGAGAAGAUAAUAGA
This is a messenger RNA of Astrephomene gubernaculifera, 6693 nucleotides long. The record is from the annotation of a GenBank genome assembly. Lineage: Eukaryota; Viridiplantae; Chlorophyta; Chlorophyceae; Chlamydomonadales; Astrephomenaceae.